AUGCUACUUUCGAAAUUGACUUUAAGCCAGCUGCAGAAUUCUAUCACGAGUGGCUUAACCUCCUCCCACCGGCAUGCACAUCGCGGCUGCUCUCUAUCCCACGCAUUGUCGACUGACUCUUCAUCCAACAGCGCGUCCUGCUCCAAAUCAAAAAGAUUCGAGUCAAAAGACGAAAAGGGCGAGAUGCCAAAUAAUGACCGGGCUCGUGUGGUGAGGGUGAAGCCUAUCGAUCAAGGUACUGCUGUUGCGGAAGCUUCCGAGAUGCUCGCUGAUAGCCAAGCUGCUGUUGGUGAUGACUAG
Molecule: messenger RNA, 300 nt
Organism: Peronospora matthiolae
Lineage: Eukaryota; Oomycota; Peronosporomycetes; Peronosporales; Peronosporaceae
Source: the annotation of a GenBank genome assembly